AUGGGCCACGGAGACGGCAAUAGUCCAUUUCAAACAUUGAACACGUCCAAGAAUUUCCAUCUUGUGGGCUAUUCUUACGCAUUUCUAUGCUGGGGCGUGUUUGCCAUUUAUUGCAUCAUGUAUCAAAUUGAUCGUUUCCUGCUGUAUCGAGCAAGGCGUCAGCGUAUUGCAUCAGGAGGGAAUAUACAAGCGAAACCGUUUUCAACGUUUUCAAUCUUUGCACCGUUGGCACCGAUUGGCAACUAUUGCAUCAAGAUUCCCUUUGUCACAUCCUUGAUACCUAUCAAGCAUUGCGUCGGUGUAUUUGUGUUUAUUGUCAUCAACCUGAUCUGGAUGCUGUUUGCUCCUUUUGCCAUCUCGGAGGGCCAAACAUUUAGCGUACAAUCCAUUGGUCUUAUGGAUCGUCGUGCUGCUUACGUUGGCAUGGUCAAUUGGAGUAUCGUCUUUGUCCUUGGCUCAAGAAACACCAUCAUCACUCGCAUGUCUGGUAUGACAUUCGAAGGUCUUAUUCCAUUCCAUCGAUGGCUUGCACGUAUUGGAUUUGCUGAAUUUGUACCUCACUUUGUAUGGCGCAUUAUCCAUGGAUACCAACAUGAGUAUAUUGUCAAGGAUGCAUUGUUUAGAAACAUGGAGCAAGGCACAGGCACCAUCGCCAUGAUUGGUUUCCUUCUCUUAUUUGUCACCUCUUUUGAAUUCAUUCGUCGCAAUUACUUUGAGGUGUUUUAUUACUCGCACAUUGUGGGUAUCAUCAUUGCUAUCAUUGCUUCUUGCUGGCAUGAGGCAGGAUGCUUUUAUUACUUCAUUCCAACUGUCCUCUUAUGGUUCUUUGAUCGGUGCUGGCGUUCAUAUCAAUCAUGGUUCACUCCUACCAAGCUUGUGCAAGUGGAUCCUGUGGCUGGUAAUCCUAGUACGGCUUCCAAAGCACCUGAAGGAAUCACACGCGUCCUCUUUGAAUACGAACGGCUCAAGCAUUAUCAACCUGGCCAAUACUUUUUCCUUACCCUUGUCAACAAGACUCGCAAUCGCUUUUGGAACUAUGCCAAUUGGCAUCCAAUGACCCUUUCGGAAGUGUUCCCUGCAAGAGACGAUCCAUUGACUACCAAGGACAAUGGCGAUGCCCAAUUGAAUGAAAAGAUUGCUGUUGAGGAUGCUGUUGCUGUUGGUGGCGGUGGUGACAAGAAGGCGCAUGACGACGCUGGUAGCACUGGCAACAGCAGUGGUAGCGGUGGCAGCAGCUUUGUGAGCAAUCUACGUCGACGCAACAUGCAUGAAGAUAUGGGCUCUUUCCACAUGAAGGCAUUGGGUGGUUACACGCGUGAUUUGCUGCUUGAAUCAGCUGGCAAUGAGGAAUUUGAAUUUCGCAUGGAUGGUCCUUAUGGUCCUCGACUCGAGUAUCAAGAUUACAAGGUCAUGGCUUUGUUUGCUGCAGGUAUCGGUGUCACCCCUGCAUUGACACUCGUCAAGGAUUGCGUUGAACGAAGAGCUGCUGGUGUACAUACCGUCAUCACUGAAAAGGUGCAUCUCGUCUGGGCGUUGCGCACGAUUGAUGAGUUGGAUGCCUUUGCCGAUCAAAUCGUCUAUUGGACUGAACAAUGUCGACAUGCUGCCGAGCCAUUGGAAUUGGAUAUUGAUCUCUAUUUGACACGCCCACCCGAAGACAAGAGUACGCAUCAUCAUUGGCUUCAAGACCUUUCCGGUGUCCGUGUCACUUUUGGUUCUCGACCCGAUAUUCCUCUUUGCAUCGAACACAUCGCAGCCAAUGCUAAUGGUAGCAAGGUGUGGCUCCAUACUUGUGGUUCGGAUGAUUUCAUGCGUGACAUUCUCAAUGAAGGUAUCAAGAGACAAUGGUCAACCCAUCGUGAAACCUUUGAGUUUUAG
Lichtheimia ornata is the source of this 1878-nucleotide messenger RNA. RefSeq lists its product as uncharacterized. Gene Ontology annotation, biological process: copper ion import; iron ion transport; intracellular iron ion homeostasis. Lineage: Eukaryota; Fungi; Mucoromycota; Mucoromycetes; Mucorales; Lichtheimiaceae. Gene Ontology annotation, cellular component: plasma membrane. Gene Ontology annotation, molecular function: ferric-chelate reductase activity. The coding region runs from base 1 to 1878 and encodes 625 amino acids. The transcript is spliced from 3 exons. The record is from RefSeq and is a predicted model, not a curated record.